AUUUGUACUGCAUGUUUUUUUUUUUGUUUUUGGUGGGGGGUGGUAAUGCUUCAUAUACUGGAAGAAAAAAAGAAAUACGACCCUCCGUCCAGCGGGCAGUAUGCGUUAUAUCGGAACCGAACAGAGUUUUAGGCGUAUUGUAAGCUCACAAAGGCCUGGUAUCGACCACCGAUGCUAAACUGAACUUUUUCGAGACCCAAAGUUGUCAGGCAUCGCAUCUUGCACGCAUGCGCAUCAUUCUAUCCAGCUCUAAAUAAGAGUUAAAACAGAAACGAGUCAUAUCAGCGGAGUGGGAAUGACUGAUACUCCACCCAGUGAUGGACCCUCCCAGGGAGCUGAGUUUGACAUGAUGGGUGCUCUGGACUGGAAGGAUGGCAUAGCCACACUUCCUGGCAGUGAUAUCAGGUUCCGUAUGACAGAGUUUGGGACUCUUGACAUUGUCACAGACCUAGAGGUCAAAGGCCAGGAGACAGAGCGAAACUGUGAGACCUUGGACCCAGCACCGGCUCAUACUCCCACCCCUCCACCAGAGGGCCAAUCACAGACUGGCACAGCCAAAGCCCUAACGAAUCAGAGUAAGCCAGGAUCAUCGCAAGCUAAAGAGGAGGGCAGCAGCAUGGAGGGCCCCAGCAUGGAGGUUGGUCCGAGUGCUGAAGUAGACACAGGUCCAAAUGGGGAGCUGUCAAGGUGUCAGGCUUGUGGUGGACGUGUUUCCGGUGAUGCCCUGUUGCAUGGGAAGUUCUGUAGCACCAUUUGUGCCCAGCCCUCCAGUGGCAGAUCAUCUCCAGGGGAAGCACGGGAAAGUCAGGUGGUAGAAGGGGAACGACUGGGAAAACGUGUGCGCAAAAAGAGGAAGAUCUAUAUGGAUUCUGGUGAUGAAGAGGAGGACAACCAAGAAGAACCAGAGGAAAAGACUAAGAGUACCAAAGGCAGGAGGGGAGCAAAACUAGCUAAGCUGGUGACUGCCCCACCCAACAAAAAACGGGCAUGGAGCUGGCCUGCUUACCUUGAAGAGGAGAGGGCUAUUGCUGCUCCUUUGAAACUGUUCAAAGAGCAUCAGUCAUUUCCUCAAAGCAGGAACAGUUUUAAAGUUGGAAUGAAGCUGGAGGGGCUUGACCCAUCCCAUCCAUCUCUGUUCUGUGUUCUCACCGUUGCAGAGAUCCAAGGUUACAGAGUAAGACUCCACUUUGAUGGCUACCCAGAAUGCUACGACUUCUGGGCCAACGCUGACUCGUGGGAUCUGAAACCCGCAGGCUGGUGUGAGAAGAAUGGACAUAAGUUACUGUUGCCUAAAGGUUGUAAAGAUGGAGAGUUUAAUUGGAGCAUGUAUGUGAAGAACUGCAGGGGCCAACUGGCUCCAAAACACCUUUUCAAGAGCCUCAACACGUCCGUGACUCCAUCUGGAUUUAGAGCCGGGAUGAAACUGGAAGCAACAGACAGAAAGAACCCUUUGCUGAUUUGUGUAGCAACGAUUGCUGCUGUUGUUGACAACCGCCUGCUCAUUCAUUUUGACAACUGGGAUGACACCUACGAUUAUUGGUGUGAUGCUAGCAGUCCAUACAUCCAUCCUGUUGGUUACUGUGAAGAGGCAAAGUUAACUUUGACCACUCCAGCUGAUUAUAAAGAACCUAAGACUUUCUCAUGGGAGAAAUACCUGGAGGAAAUGGGGUCACAGGCUGCUCCUGCUCGAGCUUUUAAACCGCGACCUCCACAUGGCUUCCAGAGUGGGAUGAAAGUGGAAGCUGUCGAUAAGAGGAACCCCAUGCUUAUUCGUGUUGCUACUAUAGUGGAUACUGAGGAUCACAGACUGAAAAUCCACUUUGAUGGCUGGAGUUCAGAGUAUGACUACUGGGUUGAGACAGACUGCCCAGAUCUGCACCCUGUUGGGUGGUGCCAUAAAACAGGACACCCACUACAGCACCUUAAUAGCACAAAUGAUUUAUUGACUGCCCCGGGACAAGGAUGUCCCACUCCCGGAUGCAACGGGGUUGGACACAUCAGGGGACCUCGCUACGGGACACACUACACUCAGGUGAGCUGUCCUUACUCAGAGGUGAAUCUGAACAAGGAUGGUUUGCUGCCAGACCGUCUCAGUGGUGAAAGACUUCUCACCCUCAGUGGGCCUCACCAACGGGGACGACGCCCCGACAUCACAGCACAGUCCACCUCAACGCCAGAUCACGAAGGAGUUGUAGACUUCCAGAGCAGGAAACCAGUGACAGUGGAUGCUGAGCAUCUAGGAUGCAACAACCAGCCAGAACCACUGGGUGGGGCCAGUGAGCAAAGUCACAAUGGAACGAGGCCUAAACGAAUGGCUCCAGUUCCCAAAUACCUAAAAAUGCACUAUGUCAAGGAGGAGAUUAGUGAUGGUAAAGCAUCUCCAGAGACCAUCUCUCUUCAGCAGGCCCUCCACGAGUCUGUGUUCUCGCCCGGCAUCUCUGCCUCUCCUCCCCACCGGGUUGCUCUUUGCUGGGACAAACACUGUCAGCUGCUGCCUGAAGUCCUGGGAAUCACUGCCAAAAGAGUGGCCACUUGGAGCGCUGAAGAGGUGGCCAGUUUUGUCAAAGGACUCCCAGGAUGCAAAGAGCAUGCUGCUACAUUUAAAACAGAGCAAAUAGAUGGUGAGGCUUUCCUGCUGCUCACCCAAGCAGACAUUGUCAAGAUCUUGUCUAUCAAGCUUGGACCUGCUCUGAAGAUCUACAACUCCAUCCUCAUGCUGAAGAACGCUGAUGAAGAGUGAGACCUGACUCCUCAAGGAGUAGCUUCCUCCUCCUUCAGUUUCAGUUCAAUCUUCACUCACUUUAGGACAUUUUGAUAAAAUCAGCCAGAACAAGUUAAAGUCGGCAUGCUCUGCUGUGGUGCAGCUACAGGAGAGAAGAAAGAGGAAGCCAUCAUCUCAAAUGUCCCAUCUUUCCCUCCACUCUUCUCUCUAUGAUGGACAGCACUGGCCAACCUGAGGGAGAGUUUUUCAUGACACAAUGAAAAUUCCCCAGAUUGUACCGUAUUUGUUUACUGAAUCAUUUGAGAGAGAGAGAAAAGAAAAACUAAAGGCACCUUCAAGGCUUCUUAACAUUGUACAGUAUGAAUUAUUGAGUUAUUGUCACAAUUGUUGCUUAUUCUUGUUUUUAUCUGAACUUUAAAGAAAUGGUGCUUGAGCUCAGAACAGAUGGAACAAGUGUAUUUGUGUUGCUGUUUACUUGGGAACAGACUUUUCCCUUUAAAAAAAAAAAAAAGAUGCAAAAUACAAUCGUUAGGUGAGAAGGUCUGAAAUGCGAAAGCAUGGAGUCGAAGCACUAUGUAGUUCAGCUUUUUUCCUGUAGGUGGAGAAAGAUGGCCGCUCAGCGGGCUCAAAGAGCAUGCGUUAUGUUCAUUUGGAGUUGGCUGGAGUUUGGAUUAAGUGGGGAUGGUUAAAACUGUGUCUGUGCGCAAAUAUAAUUAAGUGUUUGAGAAAUGUGGAUGCAAUUUUUUUUUUCUCUUUUUUCUGUGUGUGUUGCUUUUCUGCUUGGAGGAUUGUUUUGUGAACAGUAGGGCUAAGGGCCAACUGGUAACUUAAGAGUUAGUUGUUUGCUGUCUUUUAAGGUGGAACAGCCUUUUUUUGAGAGAGAGAACGGACCAUGAAUAUGAAUGUUAAACAACUGUAAGUUGUUUAUUUCUCAAUUCAAAUAACCUCUAUCAUUCAUAGUGUAUAUACUACAGAGCUAUUAAAGGAGUCUCGCUCCCUACCAGAGUUUACUCUUGUUCAUUUAUGCAAAGGCUGAAAAUCUAUCCAUACAGGGAAGGACAUUUUUACAGUGAACUGAAAAAGAUAGGACUGAUGUCAAUGAUUUUUUUUUUUUAAACAAAAGAACAUUGUCUGUGUCUGUAAAUAUGCGUGUACUUCAGCAAGUUGGAAUGUGUACAUCAGCAACUGUUUAUAUGCAAACAGCUUUUAUUUAUGUAUUGUAAAUUAAGGGAUAAUGGUACGCUGUUCUGGCUCUGAAGUAGCUGUGGUUGUUUGAUGGAAUGUGUGAAUGGGAGAAAAUAAAUGACAUACACACUG
This is a messenger RNA of Melanotaenia boesemani (Boeseman's rainbowfish), 4039 nucleotides long. It is a transcript of the gene l3mbtl1b, whose product is annotated as L3MBTL histone methyl-lysine binding protein 1b. The record is from RefSeq and is a predicted model, not a curated record. The transcript is spliced from 22 exons. Gene Ontology annotation, biological process: regulation of DNA-templated transcription. The coding region runs from base 296 to 2740 and encodes 814 amino acids. Gene Ontology annotation, cellular component: nucleus. Gene Ontology annotation, molecular function: protein binding; zinc ion binding. Lineage: Eukaryota; Metazoa; Chordata; Actinopteri; Atheriniformes; Melanotaeniidae.